UGAUAACAAGGCCUGUGGCGACGUGAACAGUUAUACCCCGCUACGUAAACAGUAAUCAUCACAAUAGACAAUCGAUCUCUCUCACAACACGGGGUGUUGUUCAUCACACGAGCAGAAAAUGGCAGACACAGCAGAGCACAUGCCUUUGCUUCCUGUUCGAGAAACUUUCAAAAAUACUUUCAACAAAAUAUACUCUGGGUUAAAAGAUCUCAAGGACUAUAUACCGGAGGACGCCAUCCGGUCUUACACGGAAGUGACGUCACAGCUGAAGGCGCUAGAGGAACAUGUGAAAGAUCUGGUGGUACAGAGAGGGUCGUCGGUAUCCGAAAUAUCUCUUGUGAACCAAGCAGAUCUCCCCGAGGAGAAAUGGGAGCCCCUGGGUCAAGGUUGUUUCGGGGCGGUGUUCAAAGUCCGCUACCAGGGUAGUGAUUCAGCCAUCAAAAUAUUCACAACAGACGCGAGUUCCAAACUGAGGGAGAUGGAUGCUGAGACCAACCUUCUCAGAGGCCUCAGUCACGACAACAUCAUCGCCUACAGAGGGACCGGAUACGUAACUACGGAGAGACUUAAGGAACUAACUCAGGACAACCUUGAACUAGAUGAUUGUGGGGACUCUAUGCGGUUCAUUAUCAUGGAGUACAUCGAGAAAAACCUGGACACUUAUGUUGAGCGGAGCAAAACACCCGAUGCACCGGGGUUGACAGUUCAAGAAACAUGGAUAAUUGGACAGAAGAUCGCCAGUGCCUUGAAUUAUCUCCAUGGUAAGGGAAUUGUUCACAGAGAUCUGAAGCCGGACAACAUACUGUACGACUCAGGAAAACGCAUUGUGAAGGUAGCUGACUUUGGCUUGGCUUGGAGGAACGACUUCGUCAACACCAAGUAUGUGUUCGGAUCAACCGGUUCUCAGCGGGGGUUGAGUCUCAGCUCAAAAAAGUCCCCGGCAGGAUCUACGCGGACGUACAAGCAUCUCCGAUGGGGCCCGCCUGAAUUGUUCGACGAGGAUUCAAUAAAAGAUGUCCCAGCCCUUGACCGCUACAAGAGAGGAGACAUUUGGUGCUACGGGAUGAUCAUGGCGUUUCUCAUUACUGGACAGAAACCCUUCGCCAACCUGGUAACGGAUGACAUUGAUAGAGAGGAGCUGGAAGGAAUUGGGGUGACUCCGGUUCGCCUUCCCCAGAACCUUCAGCCCGAGCUGAGGGUCAUUGUGGAGAGUUGCAGACAGGUCAAGGCCGAGGACAGACCGACUGCACAGAUGUUGCUUGGAAAGUAUGACAAAGAAAUGAAAGAAACGUUUUUGAAGGCGCCCGAAGAGCAGGAAUUCUUCACGUGUGCCUUCAUGCACAAGACUGACAUCUUCGUUGCUGAUUCUUGUGUUUCUGAGCGCACUGAAGGAUUUUUCAAGACCAGGAUUCGACCACAAGGAUACGACCACUCGUUCCUUCUGUGUCCUGUGCAGACCGAGGAUGCUCCUUAUCACCCGACUCCCCCAUCAGAUGAAUGGGACUUCUUUAUGGCAUACAACGAUAGUCUUGCUCAGUUCAAAGGGAAGGCCAAGAGGAAGGAGAUCGAUGACAAUCCAUUUGUAUCCCUGAAGUGGCUGACCAUUGCCAGACCAGGCGCCGAGGAAAUACAGCACCUGGAACUCAGAUACGUCCAGUCAACCUACUGCCACCACCGAGCCAUGAGGGAGAUUUGGAUGAAGGAACUGACCCCAACGGAACGCCAUGUCGAGGUGCCCUGCAAGGCGAUUGUUCAUCCGUUCUACAGCACGUCCUUUGGGCUCCAUGUGGCUAUUCUGACCAAUGAGGGGCCGGGCGAAUACCAGAAGUUCAUUUUCUGUCGCAGGGCAAGACGUGCAGGUGUCUCAAGCCCCGGUGUUCUCACAUGCGGGGCUGUCGAGAGUUGCUCAAUUAACGAUUUCGUUGAUGCAUCCGAAGGUGGUGGUAAACGGGUUGAUUUGGUCAAAACUGCCGCAAGAGGUCUCCACGAGGAACUAGGUCUGGAACUGACCGGAAAUGACCUCGAGGCCAUUACCCUAAAUACCGUAUACCUCAAGUUUGACACUCACGAAUGGGGGAUGUGUGGAUUUGUGGAUCUCACCGAUGAGCGAAUCAGCGGGGGUCACAGAAUAAGCGCCCAAAACCUGGAAGCCAGAUUCCUUGGUGGAGCCAAGGACAAAUUUGAACAUGAUGCCAUUGUAAAAAUUGAAUUCAAACUGGACACUAUGGUGGAUUUCGUCUUCGAGAAACACCAUGAAUUUGCCAGUUCCGCGAAGCUUGUAGUUGUGAAGGUUCUUCAGGCGUUUUUUGGCGUGGAUGCUGUCCAGCGAGCAUUUGAGUUGAAGGGGGAGUAAAACAUCGUCAGAUGUUUUAUGUAAUGUGAUAGUCACGUGGACUAGUGAAAUUAGUUCCGAUAUAGAAUCCUCCAAACGCUGGCCAAGAUAAUCUAUAGGAUUGAGGUGAAUCGAGUGCGUUAACCCAUUGUCUCCGGCAGUAUUAUAUCAACGGUUUGGGGGUUAAUUGCUCUUUUCGGUCAGACAAAAUGUCAUUACCUUAGGCAAGCAUUACAUGUACAUAUAUGUCCCUGGCAAACAUUUGUACCUGAAGAAGCACCGAUAGCCUAUUUCGAGGACAUUAUUAACACAGGACACACUUUUUCUGCAACCUUUCGUGCCUAUUCUCCAUUAACAAAGACGUGAUAAUUGAAUAUCAAGAACUGUUUCCUGUAUAUCAUUAUGAUUAUGAAAUUAACAAAACAAAAGUGUGCUUCAUUAGAAAUCCAUAUGCAUUAUGUUACGAUCAAGUUGUUUAUAACGUGCAGACGCGUGCGUCGUACCAUCCUUCACACCUUAAAUAGACGUCAGCGCGAUUAAGUUGAUACCAGCUGUUUACUUCAAACAGUCCACUUGUAAACAACAGUCUAAGUGUAUUUGCUCUUAGUUAUAUAGAAACGAGAACAAAUGUCAAUGUAUUUCUCUGUACAUUGUAUCAAUGUUAACAGUCUGGCAAAAGAAAGUGUACAAUUAAAAAUUGGAUUUGACUAUAAAAUUACAAACGUAGUUAAAGCGUUGUUAAAGCGUUCGCUCGUCGCCGAACUAUUUGUUUAAUUCCCCACAUGGGCAUGUACAAUGCGUGAAACCUAUUUCUGGCGUUCCCUGCCGUGAUUUUGCUAACAAAACAAGUGAAAAUGACUUUUUAAAUAAAUUCUGUGAAAAUCUAUAUUUUGCAAACUAUUCCAGGCACACGCUAAUGCAAUGCGCCCUAAAUAUAAUUUUGUAUUUUGACAUUUUGUAUUUGUAUGGGUUCGAAUCCCAGAUACGAUCCGUUCAUGAGUUGUCAGCACCACGCCCGUGCUUGUGGUUAUCACCAAAGUAAUCAACGUCAACGCUCUCGUCACUUCAGGCUUUCCUUCCAUAUGAUCAUCCACAAUCAUAGGAUUCUGGCACGUAUAAGGGGCGCAACUUGCACUGUGACUAGCGGCGCCUCAGAUGACUGGGUGCCAUCUACUGAAUAUUUCUACACGAUUACACUGAAAUAAUGCAAUCAAAAUUCGAUUUAGUAAUAUCAAAGUUCUAUUUUAUAUAUAUUUUAAUCGACAUUGUGAUAUUAUGUAUUCAUUUUUACUGUGUAUUAGGUAUCAGCAUAGUC
Messenger RNA from Haliotis rufescens (red abalone), 3647 nucleotides. RefSeq lists its product as uncharacterized. Gene Ontology annotation, biological process: peptidyl-serine phosphorylation; autophagy. Gene Ontology annotation, cellular component: cytoplasm. NCBI's taxonomy places the organism in Eukaryota, Metazoa, Mollusca, Gastropoda, Lepetellida, Haliotidae. The record is from RefSeq and is a predicted model, not a curated record. The transcript is spliced from 12 exons. Gene Ontology annotation, molecular function: ATP binding; protein serine/threonine kinase activity. The coding region runs from base 119 to 2353 and encodes 744 amino acids.